Molecule: messenger RNA, 2226 nt
Organism: Rhagoletis pomonella (apple maggot)
Lineage: Eukaryota; Metazoa; Arthropoda; Insecta; Diptera; Tephritidae
Exons: 4
Coding region: 504-1874 (456 amino acids)
Source: RefSeq, a predicted model, not a curated record
GAACCGGACAGCUUUUUGCAGGCUUAUGAUGCCGAUGAAAUUACCAUUUUCGUAUUUCACUCACACUCAAAUUUGUGCUCAUUUGACGUGGCGGGGUGCUUUUGUUUAGAGGUAUAACCUACCAGCGUUAACGCUGUGCUCCGCUCAACGCUUUUAAUUAGGCAUGGCUGUUACUUUAUAACUCUCCAAAUGAUUAUUUACAUACAUAUGUUUUCCUUCAUUUUUUUACAUUUCAUAGCAACUUUUUAUAGAAGACACACGUGUUUUGUAAAACUCUCUUUUAUAUUCUUAUAUAUAUAAAUUUCUUAUUAUUAGUUUUUAUAUUUUUUUUUGCUGGCGUUUUGGUCUUUCCAUUCGGCGAAGGUACUACGCUAUCAAUUGCUUGACCCAUGCGCGCAAUUCAAGAACACAUUUCGCAAGCGUCAUAACUCUGUGAUUUCGUCCUAGAAUGGCAGCAGAAAUAGAACUGAGAAAGAGCAUCACUCAAUUCGGCUACAGCAACUAUGGCGGUGACGAAAUCGACUUUAUUGACGCAUUCCGUCGAUAUGGACGAAGCCGAUCACAGAGAAAUAAUGUCGGUGAUGGGUGGAUCUCUUUCACGUCUUCCGGGUAGCUUAAACGAUGACGUAUUGAGCACAUUUUUAACUAAAUAUCCAGAACUAAAAGAACAUAUCGAAGCAAAGGAGGAGAAAACGAAAAGAGAAAGUUUCGAGUUCGAUGUACUAAAGACUACCCGCUGGACCGAGCUUCAUCAGGAAUUCGUGAGAGAAUCGCAAUCGCUUGUCAGCAUUCCCUCAAUCUGCGAACCUGAUAAGCUCUGGGAGCUGGUGCGUCAUAAGCAGCGACCAAACUACGAGCUAGUACGCGCGCUGGCGAUACAGAAAUUAGGCAACGAUAUAAAAAAUUGCCUGUACAUUCGCUAUGAGUUGACUAAGAGCAGCAUGAACGAUCAAAGUAUCAAAACAACAAACUUGGAGCAUUUUCACCUAUUCAGUUGGACAGAGGAUCGAUUCUUGGCCAGGCGGCAAUUGAAGGGCAUCGCUUGGUUGGAUAUAUUUGAAGCAUCUCUAAGCGAGAAAUACUUGGAAGCCUUCAAGUUGCAGGUCGAUAUUUUAGAGCUGGCGCGACUAAUAAAGCCGGUUUUGUUGAGUUUUUACUCGGAAAAUAAGGAAUACGUAGCGAAUGCGGUGCGGAUGAUAGACGAUGCUCACAAACUACUUGACAUGCACAAUACAAUCCAGCAAGAACUGAAGGACGGCGUGGCGUAUUUAUGUGAGAUAAUCAAUACGAUUACGAAUAUGUCAUUAAAACGUCGAAGUCAGGGCCGCGACAUUGUCAAAAACUUUCUGGAAUUGGAAACAAUGGCAUCCUGGGUCCGAUAUCCCAUCGAGAAUCGUUAUCAGCUCAGAUAUUCGAAGGAAAGGGUAGCAGAAUGGAAGGAUCUCUAUGACAGCAAGGAAAGGCAACUGAGUUUGGAAUUAAGAAAAGCCAAAAGGAAAUACAGCACAGAAAUGAAUUGCUUCCGGUUGAUGUUGCAGUCAAUGAAUAUAACGAUAAACGAAUACAAAAUUCGCAUUGCCACAAUGAGCGACGAAUAUGAUCGUCGAUUCAACGAAAUUAACGACAAAAAUAUAAAGUUGAAAAGUGAUAUCGAUAAGAUGGCGGUACAACGGAAGUUUUUGGAAGCAGAAAUGGAGUAUAUGAAAGUAAGAGUUCGAGAUAUAUUGGCGGGUGUUGAAAGCGAUAAAGUAAAGAAGGGGAAACGUGUGCCAAGACAGCCUUCGCAAAUUUCCCUUUCACAAAAGUCCAGGUCCAGCGUGUUGAGCUUCCGGAAAAAUAUCCCCAGUCCAAUUAAGAAAAAAACAGGACAAUGAAUUGCAGAAGGGUAUGGCAACAUGAUUAAAGAAUGGGAAAUGUGUUUGAAAUAAAUUCCAAAAUAUAAAUUUUAAACUGUGCGUGUGCAUUUGCUUUUAGAAUAUGUGAAUGGGUUUAUCUUAGAGAGCUUGGUGCGUUUUGCACCGCCACGCUCAAAAACCCUAACUUAGAGCUUUAUUUAGAUAAAAUACGGACACGGUGAGAGUAAAUGGUCUUUCUGAUCGGCACUGGCUUAGCCUCGGUACUUUAAUGAGAGCCUUUAAGUUGUGCGUGUCCAUAUCAAAGCUAUAGAAAGCUAGGUAAGGGUUAUUCCCCGUUAUACAGACAUGUCUACAUACUUGUGUAAAUAUU